Etheostoma spectabile (orangethroat darter) is the source of this 1933-nucleotide messenger RNA. RefSeq names its product transmembrane and ubiquitin-like domain containing 2 (gene tmub2). NCBI's taxonomy places the organism in Eukaryota, Metazoa, Chordata, Actinopteri, Perciformes, Percidae. Gene Ontology annotation, biological process: ERAD pathway. Gene Ontology annotation, molecular function: protein binding. The transcript is spliced from 3 exons. The coding region runs from base 170 to 1177 and encodes 335 amino acids. The record is from RefSeq and is a predicted model, not a curated record.
CGUUUCCAAAUCAAGCGCUCCCAACUGCCCGGCGAUGACGUCACGCCGUCUCGUCCCGUAGCCUCUGUGUUUAUUAUGUGGGUUUUUUAAGGAGCAGCUACUAACUAGCAUCAAGCCUCGGCUUCAAACAUGCUCUGAUUUAUACAUCUGGUCGGUUUGGAGGACAGAGAUGGCAGUGUGUGCACUGACCAUGCUGGAUGGGAUGGGGGAUGAGGUCACGGCAGCAGGCGGCGUGUUUCUCCUGGUCCUGGCCCUUGUCUUCGCUUGGCUUUCAACCCACGUGGCCGACCGGGGAGACCACAUACUGGGCACCAUCCUCACUGUGGGCGCUCACGCCUCUCUGAUCGGACUGGGAGGUCCCGACAGCUACAGCGGAGGCUCUGCCAGCGCCGACACUCCGGAACAGCAGGCUCCUCCGCCUUCUCAGGAGAACAAGCCGGACGACGGCGAGCCUGGGACUGAGAGGGGAGAGGGGGAGGAGACUGGGGAGGGAGCUGAAGGGGUACGGACUGAUUUCCUGCUGGAUAUCCAGAGCAAACAACCACAGGCUGGAAGAAUGCAUACGUCAGAUGAUGAGGAGGAGGAGGAGGAGGAGGAAGAGGAGGAGGAUGAGCUGGAGGAGGAAGAUAAAAAGAUUAUAAAGCAUAUCCCAGUGUUGUCCAGCACCAUCUGCCCCAUCACCACCACCACUUCCGCUUCCAUCUCUGUCCGUCUGAAGUACUUAAAUGACACGGAGGACGUAGCUGUUGUAGAUCCAGAGGAUACAGUGGGAGUACUGAAAAGUAAAUACUUCUCAGGUCGGGAGCAUCAAAUAAAACUUAUCUACCAAGGCCAGUUGCUGCAGGAUCCCAAGAAGACUCUGUUAUCCCUAAACAUCACACACAACAGCGUGAUCCACUGCCACAUCUCCCAGGCCCUGCACGAGGCUACCCCGGAGGAGGGGGCUCAGUCUGGGCCCGGAGCAGGAGUCGGCCCGGGAGUCUCCGGAGGAUUGAGGGCUGCUGGUGUGGCCAUCAGCACCAGCAGCCUGGUGGUGCCCGUGUUUGUGGUGAUACUGGCCGUGGUGUGGUACUUCCGCAUCAACUACAGGCAGUUCUUCACCACCCCUGCGACCAUCUCCCUUGUGGGAGUCACUGUGUUCUUCAGCUUUCUGAUAUUUGGGAUGCACAGCCGCUGAAAAGGCAGAGAGGGGGAACACACUUACGGCUGAAUGUUGUGAGGUAAAAAUAAAAAAAAACUACAGCAGUGGGUGGCGCCUGGAGAGAUGGACUAAUCAAAACGGGGCUUGGUGCAGAUGCCACAGCUGAUUGGAUGCUUGCAGAGUGUGUGUGGGUGACUAGGUAUGGCUGUUUGUGCAUGUAACAAAAUAAAAGUCCUUGUACAGUAUAUAUAGAAUAAAUAAUAAUUGCAGUGAGCUGAAACCGGACCAUACUUUGGCUCCUCUCCAAAUACGACUUAGUGGUUCAAACAGUAUGCGCUCUUUUAUUGUUGCUAAUGUUUUCUUGUUUGUCUUUUGUUUUUUAGAUCACCCUUUCUGUGUGUAUAAUUAACUGAUAGAUGCAAUGAUCUUAAAACCUUUUGGAACCACUCAACGUGCUGUGUGCCAGUUCAACCACCGUUAUUUUUGAAUGAGCCAAGCUCUGUGUAAGCAAAUGCCCCAGUGCUAGGCUAAAAUGUUCAGAUAUCUCUGAUGCUCAAAAACUGUUGCUAUGUAGAAAUAGGCUAAUUUAAAUAAUCACUAGACGUGAAAAUAGACAUUUUUUUGAGAAGAUAUUGUAAAUAUAUGGUGUAUUUUCUGUAAAUAAAAUGAUAGAAUGAAUCAGAUGAACCUGCAUCUGGCACUUAAAGAUUUGGAGGGUGACAUGGAACCCUCCUGAUUAUGCUGGACUGCUCUGGCUUCAGUGAUGUCUCAAAUUAAAGCAUUUCAAACCAA